Onychostoma macrolepis is the source of this 2380-nucleotide messenger RNA. It is a transcript of the gene susd3, whose product is annotated as sushi domain-containing protein 3. Bases 919 to 1755 code for a protein of 278 amino acids. Gene Ontology annotation, cellular component: plasma membrane. NCBI's taxonomy places the organism in Eukaryota, Metazoa, Chordata, Actinopteri, Cypriniformes, Cyprinidae. The record is from RefSeq and is a predicted model, not a curated record. The transcript is spliced from 7 exons.
GGUAACCAUAGUGAUCAUAUACAAUUUAUGACUGAGCUGAGUCGGUGAUUUUCUGAACUGAAAAAAAUCGACUGCAAAUGCCACAUAAAGGCAAUGAAGAGACAAAAAACAAUCACCUCGUUUUUUCAAAAAACAAACAAACAAUAGGACGCCACGGCCAUCUCAUGCAGUGGAUGUAGAGGAAGUUUCAUCGCAUCUCUCUUCGGAGAACGCCUCGUCUUCCUGUUAAACUCUCAGCUUGUCACGACUCUGAGGCACCUGCAGGACUUCCUCUUUCUGCUUCUCCUCUGAGCUUAGGAUGCUGUUAAAUAUCUACUUUCACUUAAUAACUUUCACUUCAUUUUCCUACUCGCUGAAAAUCUUUUUUGCAAGAUCUCCUAACUCCCUCUUCAAGUCAUCAGCUCAUUGAGACUAGAUCAUUCUUCUUUUGUUUAAUGGUCAUCAGAAAGCGAUGCAGGCCAUGCAUUCACCAGGAACCCCUUCAAUGGGCUAUCUACUAUUUAUGGAUUUCAUGGACAGUUUCAAAAUGACCCCAGAACGCAGAAAUAAACACGAGUCCAGCCUGAAUUUAAUUCAAUAUGGCUAUCCAUUCCGUUUUAACAUCUCACAAUCUGAUAAUAACACAACUCCUAAGCAAAAUCUCUCAACUUUGGGCCAGUGCUUAAAUUGAUGCUACUCUUAAAUUUAUGCAGAUUAAACUGAUGAUGUGUAGCUUCAGCCUCGUCGGUCAUCUGGAGCUGAACCCAGCUCAUGCUCAGCUACUUGAUGAGUAACACGCAGCUUAAGCCACCAGGACAGAGCCACAGCGUGUCCUCUCCUCAUCAUAAACCCUAAAUGCUCGCUCCAGACCGAUCAGGCUGCGUCUGUCUGCGCAUGCGCGGCGCCAGCAGUGAAGUGAAAGACGGAGCAGCAGUUUGAAUGGCUUUCAGCAGCGCAUCUGAAGCAGUGAUGGGGGACUGGAGCAGUGUUCGCAACCAGACAGGUCAGUGCGCUCCGCUGCUGUCUCCUGUGGUCGGGACUCUGAAGCUGGUGUCCGGUGAUGGGAAGAGUGUGGGCAGCGUGAUGAGCCUCCAGUGCCCCUCCAGACACCGAGCGGUCAGCGGCGGUCAGAUGUCCUGCGUGUGGAGCAGCAAUAAGACACACUGGAGCGGCGGGACACCGGAGUGUAAACCUUUGUCUCGGUUCGAGGAUGAGGGCUUUCGUUUAGCUAUUCUGGUGUCCUUCAUCAGCUUAGCCAUCAUUCUCGUCAUGAGCAUCAUCUUCAUCACUUCCUGCCUGGUGAGACACGUGAAACGCGAGGAGAGGAGAAAGAUGGAGAGGGCAAGAAAAACGGGAGCGUCAGAGCUUUGGCAACAAAUAGAUGUUGAGGGUGCGGAGCUGCAGAGAGAGGUGUUACACAGCCAGAAAACCACAAACCACAACAACAACAACAACAACAGCAGCAGAGGAGAGAGACCACACACAGACAAGCACGUCUACGGCCACGGAGACCUCCUCACUGCCUGCAGGUGUCUUCAGCAAGGGAAGCCCUGUCCUCCGAGCAUCCGUCCGUCCCAGUUCUCUCUGAUACUCAGUCCACCCACUGACUACCUUAUAAACACACACAUGGGCCCCGUCGAGGCCCACGGUGUGUUCCCUGUCCCCCGUGGCGCUGCAGGGGACAGACACUUCUGCAGGCCACUUCAUGACCCGCUCUGGAACAGACCGCACCUGUACAGCCCACAUCCACCGCCUGUCCAGAUGAUGUCUAUAUGAGGAUGUGCUGAAGACCGUGGAUAAUAAUGAGGCUGGGACUAGUCAUGAGACAAGACCUCAACUGAGAACUGGAACUUCUUUCACGUGUUGUUUUAUUGUUAUGUUUUUUGGAUGAUGUGUAUUGAAUUUUCUUUGCACUUAACAUGCUAUUGCACUCGAUACUGGCCAAACAUCAGCAACAAUAGAUGUUUUAAAUAGCUGCAUAGUAAAUUUUUAUAACAUGACUACUUGACCUGCAACAUUACUGGAUGUUUACAUACAGUAUGCCUCAUUCCCUUGACAUUAAGAAUGUAGAGUUUGCAGGAAAACAAUCCAAAGGCACUCCAGACAGACUGAUGUCUUGAAGGACCCUGAUGCUAAUGCUUGACACUUUCCGUAAGCCAGACUUCAUGAAACAGUAGAACAAUUAUUUUCACGUAUCUGUUAAUAUAAAAAAAAGUUUACUUAAAAUAUUCCUGCAUCUGUAAAUAUGCUUUAUUGAUGCACACUUGAAAUAAUCAUUAUAUCCUCAUGGAAUCAAAGUCUCAACUGUGUGUUUUAUUUUUUUUUGCACGCAAGCUUUAAAAUGUGGAGCUUUCAGCUAGUGUUGGUGCCUCUCGAUAUAAUGUGUGAAUAAAAACUGAAU